AUGGACCAUUGUACCAUCCUAAACAUCCUGCUUGACAAUCCUGAAGAACUAGAUUUGAAACACAAGCCCUCUGCUAUAAGGGAGGAUAAGAUUUUUACUCUUGAUCAGAGGGUGAUACCUAUAGCUUCUGCAGAAGCAGAUGAUAACGGAGCAUACAUUUCCCAAGGAAAUGCAAAGCGCUACUACCAAUACAGCAGUACUUCUGGGUCUCGUACAGUCCAUUUGGAAAAUGGGGUGUUCUUUGCCAAUAGAAAAGCAGCAAAAGGCUACAAAAAGGAUUAUGUUCCGACGGAGGAGGUUUAUGAACUUACCAGAUAUUACAAAACGAACAAAGCCAACCCGUCAUUUUCAAGGACUUUUGUCACAGUUAAAGCAGUCAAUGAACGAGAACCAAAGCCUUGGUAUUUGGUCAUGUAUAAGUGGGUAGGUGGAGCUAAAGAGUUUAUCUUGCAGCGCCAUGGUAACGCCAUGAAACCUUCGGUAUCAGCUUAUUUCCGGAAAGACCCCUUAGUUUCUGAGACGAUUGACGAGUAUCUAGACCAAGGACUGUCUGUUGAUAACAUACAGGCUACAAUGUCAAAACAAGUUUGUCAAACUGUGAGUGAAACUAUCUAAGGACCAAAAAUGAUAGAAAACUGAAAGUUCCUCAAGAAAGCAUCUGACGAAACACGGGAUGCUGCUGAGAAGCACAGCGAAGCGGAAUCGUUGAUAUCGAGUCUUAAGAGUGUAUGA
Molecule: messenger RNA, 732 nt
Organism: Porites lobata
Lineage: Eukaryota; Metazoa; Cnidaria; Anthozoa; Scleractinia; Poritidae
Source: the annotation of a GenBank genome assembly